UCUUAGAGUCUGAGGGGCUCUAGUCAAGCGGCCGCGGGAUCGUCCACGGCCCCUGAACGAAUUGAGGCUGAGGCCGCCAGGCCGUGUCCAGAGUAAGGCAAAGGAGAAUGAAAGAAGUAGAUAAUCUUGAAAGUAUAAAAGAAGAAUGGGAUUGUGAAACAGGAUCUGACAGUCAACCUCUUAGUGAUAAUCAACAAACAAAUUGUGAAUAUUUUGUUGAUAGCCUUUUUGAGGAAGCUCAGAAAGUUGGUAGCAAAUGCUUGUCCCCGACAGGACAGAAGAAACAGGUAGAUCUAAGUAUAAAAUUAUGGAAAAAUGGAUUCACGGUCAAUGAUGAUUUCAGAAGUUAUUCUGAUGGUGCAAGUCAGCAGUUUCUGAAUGCUAUCAAAAAGGGGGAAUUACCUUCAGAAUUACAGGGAAUUUUUGAUAAAGAGGAGGUGGAUGCUAAAGUUGAAGAUAAAAAAAAUGAAGUAUGUGUGUCUACGAAACCUGUGUUUCAGCCCUUUUCAGGACAGGGUCAUAGACUAGGAAGUGCUACACCAAAAAUUAUUUCUAAAGAAAAGAGUAUUAAAGUUGAAAAUAAAAGUAAUUUGUCUGCUAUUCCACUGAACAACUUGGAACCUAUAACUAAUAUACAGAUCUGGUUAGCCAAUGGGAAAAGGAUUGUCCAGAAAUUUAACAUUUCUCAUAGGGUAAGCCACAUCAAAGACUUCAUUGAACAAUACCAAGGAUAUCAAAGAAGCCCUCCCUUUUCCUUGGCAACAGCUCUUCCUUUCCUCAGACUGCUAGAUGAAACACUCACACUGGAAGAAGCAGAUUUACAGAAUGCUGUAAUCAUUCAGAGACUCCACAAAACUGCAGAACCUUUUAGAAAACUUACAGAGCAUUGAUUUUUUUAUGGACUGAGUGGAAAAUUUACAGAGAAAUGCUGGUUGUAAGUGGGCAUGCAAACUAAAGUAGAGGACAGAAA
Molecule: messenger RNA, 970 nt
Organism: Nycticebus coucang (slow loris)
Lineage: Eukaryota; Metazoa; Chordata; Mammalia; Primates; Lorisidae
Product: UBX domain-containing protein 2A-like
Exons: 1
Coding region: 108-890 (260 amino acids)
Biological process (GO): autophagosome assembly; nuclear membrane reassembly; Golgi organization
Cellular component (GO): cytosol; nucleus
Molecular function (GO): ubiquitin binding
Source: RefSeq, a predicted model, not a curated record